AUGUCGAAGAUUCCGCAGUUUUUUUGUCGCUUGCCGAAAAGUAUUGAGCUUACAGAAGGCCAACCUAAGUUCAAGCCUGUCUCAAAUUUUGUUAGUCCAACCUCAGAGGUUAGAUGCUCAGCAUAUUCUUCGGAUGGUAAAUGCUUUGUAUACACUCAAGAGAACGAGGUUGUGGUUUGCUCGAUUGAUGGUCAACAGCUUUUCACAAUUCCAAAUAAAUUCGUUCUUGACUUCGUGUUCUCAGAAGACGGUCAAUUUCUUACCACCUGGUCUCGUCCUGUUAAGGCAAAUGAUGACAGUGGAAAUUGGGCUGAAAACGUGUUUAUAUAUAAACUUGACUUAGAGAAAAAGACCGUCGAAGUUAUUCAGAAAUACGUGAAUAAGAUGCAAUCAGGAUGGAAGCCUCAAUUUACAGCCGAUGGAACGAUAUUUUGCAGGAAGAUCAACUCGUCACGUAUAGAUUUUUUCAAAGCAGAUGCAGCUGAGGGAAAUAAAACACUGUACUCAUUGUCUCUGGAUGAAGGUAAGCUGGAGGAAUUCAGUUUAUCUCCGGGCAAGAAUCCAUCGAUUGCCGUUUUUAUUCCUGGAAGCAGAGGAAAUCCAGCAUACAUAAAGGUGUAUUCACUUCCUAACUUGAAGUCAGCUAUAUCGCAAAAGAGUUUCUUUAAAGGAGAAUCAUGCAAAUUUACAUGGAAUGGAUUGGGCACAUCUUUGCUUGCGCUGGUUACAACCGCAGUUGAUGCCAGUAACAAAUCAUAUUAUGGUGAAUCCCAGCUUUAUUUAAUGGGAAUUACAGGAACAUUCGACCAAAAGAUUAAUCUGGACAAGGAGGGACCUAUUCAUGAUAUUACAUGGUCUCCAACAUCGCGUGAGUUUGCGGUUAUUUACGGUUACAUGCCUUCCAGCACCACAUUUUUCGAUUCUAGGGAGCUCCAGAAACACAAUCAUUUAUUCGCCCCAUGCAAAAUAUAUAUAGUUGCCGGCUUUGGAAAUCUUCAAGGCCACGUGGAGAUCUUCGAUAGACAGAAGAAAUUUUCCAAGGUUGCUGAGUUCAAAGCUUCAAAUACUUCCGUCUGCAAGUGGGCACCUGACGGUCGCUUCAUUUUAACAGCAACCACAUCUCCUAGAUUACGUGUGGAUAACUGUGUGAAGAUAUGGUAUUUAAAUGGUACUCUUUGCUACGUCAGAAAUUAUGAUGUCUUGUACAAUGUGGAUUGGAGAUAUCAGCCCCUGACGGAUUUCCCACCAAUCCAUACAUGUAGACCAGAUAAGUGCGAAGUCACCCCUGAUAUUUCUGCUGUCGAGUUCUUGGCAAAGAAGACAAGCAUUUCAGGAAGUACAACUUCUGGUCCUAAGGGUGCUUAUAGACCUCCUCAUGCAAGAAAUAGAACUGGUGCUGCUUCUAGAAGUCUUGCCGAAGUUGAGGCUGCACGUUCCGGUAGAUCCAGUCCUUCCUCAGAUGAAAGCCAUUCUGGAGAAAGCUUCUUUUCUCAUAGUAGAAGGAUACCAGGUGCUACUCCAAGAAGAACCAUUCCCGGAGCGGUUCCUCUGGAAAAGAAGAGUAAAAAGAAAAGACACCACAAGAAAUCAGUUAAUAAUGAAGCAAGCACAGGUGGAAUUGAUGGAAAAACAGAAGGUACAAAAGCUGCACCAUCCGAAAGAUCACUUGUUGUCGGUGGUGUUUUUUCAUUAGAAGAAAAGAAAACUAGAAACUUACUCAAAAAACUGCGUUCAAUUCAAAAAUUGAAGGCCAAGAAAGAGAGGGGUGAGUUUUUGGAGAAAACUCAAGAGUUGAAGAUCGAGACUGAAUCCAAGGUGAGAAGAGAUCUCGAAGCUCUUGGUUGGAAAGGUGACAAGGAAGGGAGCACAUGA
Brettanomyces bruxellensis is the source of this 1872-nucleotide messenger RNA. RefSeq lists its product as uncharacterized. The record is from RefSeq and is a predicted model, not a curated record. Gene Ontology annotation, molecular function: mRNA binding; tRNA binding; protein binding. NCBI's taxonomy places the organism in Eukaryota, Fungi, Ascomycota, Pichiomycetes, Pichiales, Pichiaceae. The transcript has 2 exons. Gene Ontology annotation, cellular component: cytosolic small ribosomal subunit. Gene Ontology annotation, biological process: translational initiation. The coding region runs from base 1 to 1872 and encodes 623 amino acids.